CUCAGUCCUCCAAAUUCAGAUACACUUUUAUGAAGAGAAUAGAAUGUGGUAAAAAGAAAUAAUGUAGGGCUCCAAUGGAGCAGAUGUAAGCUUAGAAAAGCUCCACAACAUCUGUAACGAGGAGCUCCUUCCAUUUUCCAGACAUGUAACUGUAUCAACCACUGGGAAAAAAAAAUUUCAAGGAGGAUACCUGACUAAGUCUGGUGUAAAAUCUGCAUUAUCUCAUGAGCUUAAAAUGUCCCUUAAAUCUGCCAUAAAAAUUUGUAUUAGACAUACAGCUCUGAACCUCGUAGUGUGUUGUGUUCAAUUCCAAUACAAUGAAAACUCAAUCAAAUUGCACUUUACAGAGGGUGGAAAAACACAGUGUUUCCAAUUUCUCUACCAAUUUUUCAUACCACAGAGCUUGUAUAAUCUUAUUAUAUGCAAUGUCAAGACCAUUUGAUUCAAAAUAGAUGCUGGACUAGGUAAAUGAAUAAACCAAAUCAAAUCUAAUCUUUCCAAACUGUAAAAGAUGCCAUGGUUUUCCAGUAAAUCGAAAUCUACUGUACCACAACCAAUCCAGAUGCGAGUCAAAACAUCAAACACUUUAUGAACGAUGAGGAUAACAAAGAAAAACCCAAUUGAAAGGGAUGCUAAUUGGAACCCAGACAAAGAGUCAGAAAUCUCGUGUGGAAAGUGCCGCUCAUUGCAUCACCAGUUAGCCGUGAAAGCUCUGGCGAAUGCUGCGUUUUGCACAGUUAAGAGAUUAUCAUCAUUCAUCAAAAACAAGGAAAAAAAAAAAAAGACAUGAUUUUUACAACAAUUUUGCCCCCCAAAAUAAACCCCAAUUCAUAAUUCCCCAUUCAAUCAAAGCUCAAAAUAAUGAACCCAUUCCAAGAAAAAAUUUGAACAACAUAAGGGUUUCUUCAGGGGCGGAUUAUAUAGAAGGAGAGAAGUUGGAAGUGACGGCUGCUAAAGGAAUAGAGAAACCCUCAGUUAGGUUUAUAGGGAAUUUCUAAAAUAGUUAAUUACAUUUACCACCCAUGAGAUUGCGUUAAUUACGUACUAAUCCUUCAAAACUUUUCCUUUUUUCUUUACUUGCCCAAAAUCCACCACGUAGCAUAGAAAUAGAUUUCUUCCAUGGGAGGAGGAGCUCACUUGUUUCCGGUUUCCGCUCCAUUUUCACCCAUAACCAAACAAGCCUUUCUCUCCAUUCCAUUUCCAUGCUUCCUUUCUUCCUCCCUGAGGCAAAAUUCCCAAUUCACAUCCAAAGUGGAGACCCGGAAUCGUAAAAUGUCGACCACCGCCAAAAAAAAUGGUGGGUUCGACGCCGUGGCUUACGAAGAAGAGCGUUUAAGCCGCGACGCUGAAGCCCGGGAAGCCAUGGCUGAAGCAUCGAAGAAGGAGAUUCAAGACGAAUCCGACCCGAAAGCUUGGAAAUGGGUCAUCAGGAAACGGGUCUGGGAUUUGAUGGAAGCUCAGAACAUCGCCCAGUUCCCUAGGCCUGUUCAUCAUCGAAUACCCAAUUUCGUUGGCGCUCACUUGGCUGCUAAUAAGUUAACUGAGCUGGAUGAAUUUAAGACUGCAAAAUGUGUGAAGGUGAAUCCCGAUACUCCACAGAAGCAAGUCAGGUUUCUCACUCUCACCGGAGGGAAGCAGUUACUUACCCCUCAGCCUCGCCUAAGGACUGGAUUCUUCUCAAUACUGGAGUCCAAUAUGUUGAGCUCUGACACAAUCAAGGAGGCAUGCACUUCCGUUGGUGUUGCCAAGUAUGGAAGGGCCAUUGGAUUGGAUGAGAAGAUCAAAGUAGACCUCAUUGUCAUCGGCUCUGUUGCCGUCAACCCCAAGACUGGUGCACGGCUUGGCAAGGGUGAGGGGUUUGCUGAACUUGAAUAUGGCAUGCUGCGGUACAUGGGUGCCAUUGAUGACUCGACACCAAUUAUCACAUCUGUGCAUGACGAACAGCUAGUGGAUGACAUUCCAGUUGAGAAGCUAUUGAUUCAUGAUGUGCCAGUUGACAUCAUUUGCACUCCUACCCAAGUCAUAUUUACCAAUACAUCCAUACCAAAGCCUCAAGGCAUUUACUGGGAUAAACUUUCUCCUGAAAAGCUUGGUCAAAUCAAGAUACUCAGAGAGUUAAAGAGCAGAAUUGAACGGGAAACAGGCCAGAAACUCCCUUCUGGCCCUUCAGAGAAGCUCCCACCAACUGCUCAACGCAGACGCCGAGGGUAAUUUUUCUGCUGCCAGCAGGCCCUGUGUUCGUUUCUUUGAGAGUAAAUACUUACAAAUAUGUUGUAGAUGGUUGGUUCUUUUCCUAGAGUUCUGUGAAAAUGUAUGUAAAUUGAAUGUAAAUCCAAAUUUGUCCAAAGGCAAAAAGCAGGAGGAAACCGUUGUUAAUAUUCUUUCUUGAAGUUGUACUUAUGAAGCCUCCAAGAACAGUAAACUCCAGUAUACUCCUUUUUUCAUACAACGGAGUUUCUGGUUUGUAUUUUGUUUUUUGUUUGAUAAACUAAAAGAAUCUUUUAUUUGAUCAAUCAUUUGAUAAACUAGACUUCAACUCCA
Molecule: messenger RNA, 2541 nt
Organism: Oldenlandia corymbosa var. corymbosa
Lineage: Eukaryota; Viridiplantae; Streptophyta; Magnoliopsida; Gentianales; Rubiaceae
Source: the annotation of a GenBank genome assembly